AUGCCUUCGCCUUCGUUGAAGCGUGGUUUCCCCAGCUCUGGGUGGUCGCCCGAGCCUGCGCCCAAACGAAGACGCAGUUGCUCGUCUGACGCCUGCGAUCGGUGCAAGACAUCCAAGAUCAAGUGUGUCAAGACGGAGUCUGGCCGCUGUGAAAAGUGCAUCAAGCAUGACCAGACCUGCAUGGUUGUCCCGUCCGACGGACGGACAAACCAUGCGGUGAGCCGGAUGCUCGAACUCAAGGUCCAGCACUUCAAGAGCAUUUACAAAGACUAUUGCCUCCUUAUGCAAGUCUUUGGCAGCGACGCGUUCAAAUCCGAGCCCCGUCGGAGAUUGGCGCUGAGGAUACUCGAGGGUAUGGACCCCGGCCACGCAGCGGCAAAAUUCCGGGCACUGGGAGCCACAGACUCUACCAUAGAGUACCCUCGGUUCAUCCCGAUCAUGCCAGAAGAGGGCCGUACCACUCUUCUCGCCCGCAAGAAGAAGGAGGGAGAGUUCAGCCGUAAUACUUGGGAUGCCAUCUGCCGCCUUCAUAAAGCCCUGUUGUUGCUUAUCGGAUCUCGACUCAAAGAUGACCGCCGCCGGAUCUUCUCUCGCGUUCCACUUUAUUCAACCGGCUUUGACGCCCUGGCCAGGCCCGCCGGCCAAACACCACUGCCCGAAACUCUGGUCGCUCAUAUUCGUCAAUACGAACACGUAUUGGUCGAGAUCAAGGACCUCAGAUCACUGAUGGAGGCGCUGGAAUCCUAUGCUUCGGCCAUGGAACCAGUCCCACAUGCAGCAGAUCUUGCAGUGGUGCCCAUGGGGCCUAGCCUAGUGCCACAGGUGUCCGACCUCCAACAGCAACAGGGCGUAUCCCAGGCAUUACAAGGCCAGAAUCUCCUUCCCGCGCAGACCCUUCCAGAGGUCCCUGUCCCGGCGCCCGGUCCCUCCAACCGCGCGGUACCCCAGGAAGCCUCCCAGAUCGAGGUCGAUAUCUAUGACCACAACCCAUUCGACGGCACUGGGUACUUUGGGGAUGCCACCUGGAAGCCCAGCGAAGAGUGGGAAAGCUGGGUGGACUUCGACGCCCCCGGUCCUCAUUCAUUAUCACCCUAUUGGGGCCAGGCGGGUCCGUGGGCAGGGACUCGGGAGGCAUGA
This is a messenger RNA of Phialemonium atrogriseum, 1137 nucleotides long. RefSeq lists its product as uncharacterized. Lineage: Eukaryota; Fungi; Ascomycota; Sordariomycetes; Cephalothecales; Cephalothecaceae. Gene Ontology annotation, molecular function: zinc ion binding; DNA-binding transcription factor activity, RNA polymerase II-specific. The transcript has a single exon. The record is from RefSeq and is a predicted model, not a curated record. The coding region runs from base 1 to 1137 and encodes 378 amino acids. Gene Ontology annotation, biological process: regulation of DNA-templated transcription.